Perkinsus marinus ATCC 50983 is the source of this 1612-nucleotide messenger RNA. RefSeq lists its product as hypothetical. Gene Ontology annotation, molecular function: metal ion binding. The annotation marks the transcript as partial. The record is from RefSeq and is a predicted model, not a curated record. The transcript has a single exon. Lineage: Eukaryota; Perkinsozoa; Perkinsida; Perkinsidae.
AUGGCACAUGGUGGAGAACCCGGGCCUCUUCUCGAGUUCCUCGGCCUUGACUCUAUCGACAACCUUCGAUAUCUCACUACCUCCGACCUCGAUGACCAGUUCCGCGUCAACGGGGCAUCGCCUGCGACCAGAGCCAAGAUGCGCAAACUUUUCCACUCCUACUACAAGCCCACCCCGUGUGUUUCGGCGGCCCCUUCCGCCGUCACUCAAACACCACAGAUCCCCCUCAGCACACCCGGGCAACCACAGACCCCUAGUCUACUUGUCACCGACAAUCUCAGCCUUUCGGGUACAGACUCUGCGCACGACACCACUUCCACUAAGUAUCUCAAUGUUGUCCGCUGUAUUACUCUGCCUAACAACACCCCCUAUCGUGGCCGUACUGACGACCGAAGCAUCACAUCUUUCCUCAACAACCUCUACCAAGAAGUUGUCCAGGCCGAUCUCUCCGAGCGCCAAGCUUGGCUCCUUCUACUUCGCGCGUUCGACGAGCCCGCCAAGACCUCCCUCAGACAAGCCGUCCAACGCUCCUGUCUACCCCGUGAUCUCUGGAUGAAAGACUAUGCCGCUAUGGUUCGCGAAGGUGCUUCUUGGGCUGAGCAAGAGUAUCACAUAUCCAACUCUCACGACAAUCUCGAUGACAAGUUCGACGACUUCAAGCAGCACUAUGGCGAAACUGUCCUGGCCCUCGCUGAUCGCCUGUCUCUCCUCAAGUACGAGGCCGAUUCCGUUGGCUAUUCUGUGACCGAUGCCCAGCUUUUGCGUGUAUACCGUCGCUCGCUUUAUCCUCGUCUACGCACCUUAGCCUCCACCAUCUAUGCUGGUUGUGACACCGUCGACGACCUGGCCAACAGACUCCACCGUCAUCUGCGACAGAACCCCGACUUCAACAAGAACUCUAAGUCCCACGGUACAGCUUCUAGGCCCUCUGGUGCUCUCUCUACUAACUCUAAUCCGGUAAAAUCUGCCGACAAUGCUGGUCCCUCUCGUGCCCCCACGCGUGGCCCGCCGUUGAGUCAACCCCUGCGAGACUUUUGCCUUACCAACAACGUAUGCAUGUACUAUGUCGCAAAUGGGAUUUGCCGCCGUCCCGACUGCCCAUACAAACACGAGAAGCCACCUCAGUCUGACACUUCAACCACUUCAUCAUCUCAGGUUGUCAAGUCUUGCACUACUUUGUCUUCGAGCCCUAUUCCUGCCCACUGCACCUUGCGCUGUCCAGCUUUCGGUGCUCUCCGUCUUGAAGUCGAUACUGGUUGUACCCGCUCAGUCAUCACUCAUACUGCCGCUCUUCACUUACAACGCCACUUGCCAUCAUCGACUCUCACUCUAGUCGAUCCAGUUGCUUUUGAUACCGCUAGUCACAAAGGCGGCCCCAUCAGUCAUUGUCUAUUGCAUACGACCCUCACCGUCUACGACAGUUCUGGCAACCCCCACCACGUUGCUUGGUCGCCCUAUGUUACUCAUAGUCUGCUGGCUGGUUCCUCCGAUGGACUCCUUGGUCGUGAUGUUAUUGGCUUCGGUCCAGAUUGUACUUUGGUAGUACCUACCUCUACUGGUCCCGUCCCUGCAUCGAUCCUUCUGUGUACUCUUGGUGACACUGUGACCCCGG